AUGGCGCCUAGCAGCUCUUCCAAACAGCGAGACUACGACUACCUCUUCAAGCUCGUCUUAAUUGGAGAUAGCGGAGUCGGAAAGUCUUGCCUUUUGCUUCGAUUUGCGGACGAUGCUUUCACUGAGUCGUACAUCAGUACAAUUGGAGUAGACUUUCGUUUCCGAACAGUCAAAAUAGACAAGAAAACAGUAAAGUUGCAGAUUUGGGACACUGCCGGUCAGGAACGCUUCCGAACAAUCACUUCAGCAUACUACCGUGGCGCUGACGGAAUUAUUAUGGUUUUUGACGUGACAAGCACAGAUUCGUUUGAUCACGUGAAUGACUGGUUAAAGGAAGUCAAUCGCUACGCAGCGGAAGGUACCGUAAAAUUAUUGGUCGGCAAUAAAUCGGAUCGAACGGCGGACCGUGUAGUGACAGAGGAGCAAGCGAGAGAAUUUGCGGAUGAACUGGGUAUUCCCUUCAUAGAGACGUCAGCUAAAUCGGCGAAGAAUGUAGAGGAAGCAUUUCUGACCAUGGCGGGUGAGUUAAUUCGGCAACGGGCGGCCCGUAGUGCGGCUGCUGGAGGCGGGGAAGAAAAGAAGGGUAUUGACUUGCAAGCUGUGAAGGACAAGUCAAAUUGUUGUUAG
Messenger RNA from Phaeodactylum tricornutum CCAP 1055/1, 627 nucleotides. RefSeq lists its product with no specific name. The coding region runs from base 1 to 627 and encodes 208 amino acids. Lineage: Eukaryota; Bacillariophyta; Bacillariophyceae; Surirellales; Neidiaceae. The record is from RefSeq and is a predicted model, not a curated record. Gene Ontology annotation, molecular function: GTP binding; GTPase activity. The transcript has 2 exons.